AUGGAAAUAGAGGAUCAGGGUGCAAUUUCAGUCAUCAACUCACCUUCCAGUACCAUCAGCUUCAUCUUCGAGUUUGCCGAAACUGACCCAGAAGUGCUUAUUGAGGAUGACAACGGAAACCGAGUACAAGGAACUGGUAACCAGCUUAACCAGGUGGCCUUUUGUUCAUCUCUGACAGAGAAUAAUUCAUACAUAACCGCUGAGAAAUCACCAAAAGAGGAAUCUGGAUUCUCAAGUAAUGGUAAUGUUACACACCAAACAAUAUCAAGCAAUGUUGUUGGAAAAAUUAAACGAUUUUCGGCUGGGAGAAAAUCUCAAGAAUCAAAUUUAAUACAAACAUCAAUUUUUGAUGCAGAACAACCAUCAACUGUAAAUCCACCUCAGACAUCAAUUUCAAAAUCAAAAGAAACUUCAGUCAGGAAUGUGCUGCAUUCAUCAACAUCUAAUUCACUUCCACAAGCAACUUCAAGUAGAGGCCACAGGCCAUCAACAGCUACUAUGAACUUGUCAAAUGGUGUAAUGAUACCAAGACCUUUAAACUUCCAAAUUCCAAGGAAAGAUGUUUGCGAAGAGAAAAUUUCCAAAAAGAGACAGUUAGGAAUACCAGAUGUGGUUAAAACUGGCCCAAAUAACAAUAACCACAAGACCAUUAUUUGUGAAGAGGACAUUUCCAACAAGAGACGGCAACUAGGACUAGUAAUGGCAAAAACAUUUGCAAGUAACAACAAACACAAGACCAUUGAAGCUAAAAGAAGCCAGUGUAGUCAGAUAACCAGUUCUACCAAACUGGCUCUUUUGAACUUUUUGAAAAAGAAAUCCUCUGGAAAUGGUGUAGUUGCAGAUGUUGAAAAUGGGAGAACUCAUCUUGAGGAGCAAAUUGUUUCAAUUGUUCAAAAAGAGAGCAGUGGUGUUGAAAUAGAAGAACCUCAUUCUGAUGAGAUGCCCAGUUGUGAGAAUGAGGUGGAACAGAUAUCCACAAGAAUAGUUUUCCAAGAAGAAGUUCCUACCGCUGAAUUCAGCAGCACAAACCAAGUUCAAAGUGACCAGAAUGCUGAUAAGACAUCUGAUCAGGAUAGUUCGAAUGAAGCACAAAUUGACUGUGCCAAUCAGUUAGAUGUUGUUGGAUUGAACACAGACAAUGAUGAAGAACACAAGAAAGGGGGCAACAAUUCUCAAACUGUACCAAAAGGUUUGAACUUUAUUAAUUGGUCUAUUACCUUUAGUGUUCUUCUGCUAGUCUGACCUGACACUCACCCCAAUCCCAUAAGGGGAUUUUUACCUCUCCAAGAGGGUUUCUAGGAGGGGGGGGGGAGUGCUUCAUAGCCUGCUGACUACCAUACUGUCCUUUUGCCUCAAAAUUUAUUCAAGGGGCCAGUAUCACAGUCAGAUUUACUUCUUCACAUGUCACAAUGUCACAAACUUGAUUACAAAUUCAUAUCAAUAGUAUACUUUAAAAAAAUGUUUAAAAAAGUGAGAAGUGAUACCCCAUCUACUCAAAUCUCUUUCCACUGAACUGAAGCAAUCUACAGUCAAACCUGUAUUAAGUGGCACUGUAUGAGAUGGUCACUCUGUAUCAAUUGUCAAAGUCGUGAAGUUGUUCCCACUUAAUCAAUGUAAUUUUCACAUCUUUUAGAAGCAGUCACCUCUGUUAAAUGGUUGCAGUCAUCCUUAACUAACUUGUUACCUACUUAAUCAAUGCAAUUUUCACAUCUUUUAGAAGCAGUCACCUCUGUUAAAAGGUCGCAGUCACCCUUAACUAACUUGUUUCCCACUUAAUCACUGUAAUUUUCACAUCUUUUAGAAGCAGUCACCUCUGUUAAAUGGUCACAGUCAUUCUUAACUAACUUGUUACCCAAUUAAUCACUGUAAUUUUCACAUCUUUUAGAAGCAGUCACCUCUGUUAAAUGAUAGCAGUCAUCCUUAAAUAACUUGUUACCCACUUAAUCACUGUAAUUUUCACAUCUUUUAGAAGCAGUCACCUCUGUUAAAUGGUCGCAGUCAUUCUUAACUAACUUGUUACCCUCUUAAUCACUGUAAUUUUCAAAUGUUUUAGAAGCAGUCACCUCUGUUAAAUGGUCGCAGUCAUCCUUAACUAACUUGUUACCCACUUAAUCACUGUAAUUUUUACAUCUUUUAGAAGCUGUCACCUCUGUUAAAUGGUUGCAGUCACCCUUUACUAAGUCCCAACAGUCUGUUUUUAUUGUUUUUCACCUGUAUUGAAUGGUCACUGAGGUAGAACCACUCAGAUAUAGCUAAGAAUAAUCUUUUAUGUAAUUUUGAAUCCAUACAUGUUUCUCUCCCAAAAUCAAAGGAAGUCGUAUUUUUGAACAAGAUUAUGUACAUUAAGUGAUCAAUUAUGGCAUAAAGCUGAAUUUUUUUAUUGUUUUUUUUUAUAAUACCCAUAAUCUGUGGAACCUGUAUAAAGCUGUCACCCCUCCAUUUCCCAUGGGUGACUGCUAAAUACAGGUUUGACUCAUUGUAUUAAAGCUAAGGACUACUUGGCACACAAACUGGCAAUAUUAUUCUGCAACCUUUGCAAAAUGCAUUUUUGUAAUGUAACUACCCAUUAGCUUGCAGCUUAAGUUUGACAAGUGUUCAAGGAUGAAAGUAUGUUGUUGAAAAAAUAUGCUGCUGUACCCUGUAAAGAAGGUCUGUGGCAAAAGUGUUCGAAAGUGUAACUUUUUCCCUACAUCUCAAUUGUGGCAAAAACCUUCACUGCUUUCCAAUUUUACAGAAUUCCAUUUCUUUACAGUGGCUGCUUUUGUUACAAGUAAAGGCUGUUUAGUGCCCUGUACUCAGGUCUCCUUGGCAAGGCCAAGCUUGGCACAUUUCAGUGUAACAUUUAAAUUCAUCUUUUAGAAGCAGACAACACUACUGCUGAUGUGCUGCUCUGUGAUGAAUCAACUCCUUCCAUUCAUGAAAUAGAUGUCGUUGUCCAUCCCUCUCUCCUGCAACCAACAGAAAACUGUGAAAAUAUGAAGAAAAUUGAGAGACAACAAGGAACAGGUAACUUAUAAUAAUAUAUUCGUUUGCUGGUUACAAGAUUAGGACUGCAGUACGGUUCCUUUUACUGGUAGUGUAGGAAUGGUAGAAUAUAAUGAACUGGUCAAUGGGGUUUCGGAAUUUCAGACCAAAUGGAAGAGUUUUUCUUUAAGGAAUAGGUCUGUUUCUCUUCUUAAAUACUUUUCAGAUUGAUCUAGUUUAGGCCAUUUUCUCUGCUGAAUCUUUUUCAAAUAUCCCUAAAUCCUUUUACUCUCAUAAGUGACCAAGACAGAGUUUCUUCUUAUAAUAUACAGUUGAACGUAUAUUAAGCAAUCACCCACUGGGAAUGGCGAUUGACGGCUUGAUGCAGGUUCCACGGAAUAGGGGUGUUGUAAAAAACGAUAAAAAAAAGCGUCAUUUUGUGCUACAAUCGACCACUCAAUGAACCAAAACUCGCUCAAAAAUACUACUGUCGGUGGAGAGACGUGAAUUCAAUAUAGUUGAAAGCUUACUCUAAGCUUUAUUGAGUGAGUGGUUCAGUAAAUGGUGACCACGACCGCCUAAUGGAGGUGACCCCUUAAAAAAGGUGACAAUUACAAGGGGAAACAAUUUCGGGGCUUUGACAGCUGACUGCUAUACACAGGGUGACCGCUGAGUACGGUGCUGCUUAAUACAGGUUCGAUAGUAUAUCAAAAUAAUAUUAAGCAGACAAGUGAUGAGGAAAAAGUAAAUGUAAAUGAGAGGAUUAUUAGUUGAUCCGAUACCAAAUUCUCGUAGCUAACAUCAUAACAAUUGUAUAACAGAGAGUAAAGAGGAUUUCUGAUAAGAUCUUGGUAGUAAAAGGGUGAAGAAUCGCCAUAAGUCGUACCUACCACUUAUCUGAGUAGGGCGUAAUGUUUCUAUCUUGUAAAUUAUUCUAGAUUCGUGUGCUGCCAUGGUGUGCAAUCUCUAUUUCCAAUUUGUUUAAAUCCACAGGCGUCAAGAAAAAGAAGAAAAAUAAAUCUUUGGAGUGCAAAGAAUGUGGAAAAAUGCUGGCAUCAGCUACGACAUACUUGGAACACAUGAAUAUUCACUAUGAUCGAAGACCGUACAAGUGCGACGAAUGUGGCAAGUCUUUCCGCCAGCGACACCAUAUUGAUCAGCACAAAAUUGUGCACACCGGGAAGAAACCCUUCGUUUGUCAAUAUUGCGAUAAAGCUUUCGCCAGGAGCUACAACAUGAAAGAUCACGAGCGAAUCCACACAGGAGAAAAGCCUUGUAAAUGUAGUCAUUGCGACAAAACGUUUCGUCGACGGCGCGGUUUGAGGGAACACGAAACAAAUGUUCACCAUCUUCAUAUGCCACGCAACAAGCUUGGGAAUUUGAAAGAAAAAAAGGUUUAUACAUGUAAGAUUUGUGCCAAGACGUUUACGUGGUCAAGUGCGCUUUCUACCCAUAAGAAAACUCAUUCUGAUAUUGCGCGAUAUAAAUGUCCCAAAUGCAAGAAGGCUUUCAAGAAUAACAGUUUAUUAUGGAAUCAUGUGAAAACCCAUUCAAAGGAGAAGCCAUUUGAGUGCGAUAUUUGUGGGCAAAGAUUAAAACGGCGAGGAAAUCUCAAAAGACAUAUUUUAACCCAACAUGAGCCAGAGGAGGCCGAAGAAUGUCUCAAAACCAGCAAAGAGUUUGAAUACUUGCGUCGGAAGAAAUCUGGCUGAAGUGAUUUGCUUUGUAGCUCGUCCUAUUUAGACAACAUAUGUUUUUGAAUGUCCAUGGUUAUGCUUGGAGGAAAGCAGUUCUGUUCUUGUACAGUCAGUCGAGUCUAUGAAACAUUCAACAAUUCAUGACACGCAGAAAUGUAGCUUUUCAAUCACAGAAUGUGUUCCAUUAAAAAAUUGCGGUUGAGAAAUGAUGUGAUCACAUCUUA
Molecule: messenger RNA, 4885 nt
Organism: Pocillopora meandrina
Lineage: Eukaryota; Metazoa; Cnidaria; Anthozoa; Scleractinia; Pocilloporidae
Source: the annotation of a GenBank genome assembly